AUGACUACAAUCAGGAUUUUAAUCAGUCUGGCUAUCAAGAAAGGUUGGGACAUGUACCAACUAGAUGUGAAUAAUGCCUUCCUUCAUGGAGAUCUCCAUGAAGAAGUGUAUAUGGACAUACCUCCUGGACUCAUGGUGACUGAUACAAGAAUGAUUUGUAAGCUCAAGAAGUCCUUAUAUGGACUGAAGCAAGCAAGUAGACAAUGGUAUGACAAGUUAGCACAAUUUUUAUACUCAAGAGGCUACUCUCAUUCUACCAACGAUUACUCAUUGUUCUAUAGAAAAAUUGGAAGUUCUUUAGUCUUUGUUGCUGUAUGUGUGGAUGAUGUCAUUAUAACUGGUACUGAUAUUAUAGAGAUUACUUCUUUGAAGAAUUCUCUCCAUAAUGAGUUCAAGAUUAAGGAUUUGGGGAGACUACAAUACUUCCUAGGUUUGGAAAUUUUGUACAAAGAUUCAGGGGUCAUAAUCUCUCAAAGAAAGUUUACUAUUGACCUACUGCAUGAGUUUGAUUGUUCAGAUUGCAAGUCUGUGUCAUCACCUCUUGAGUCCACAGUUAAACUUAAGGCAGGUGAAGGUAUAUUACUUACAGAUCCCACAUACUAUAGGAAAUUAGUAGGUAAGCUGAAUUUUUUGACCAACACAAGGAUGGACAUAGCUUUCAGUGUCCAGUAUCUCAGUCAAUUCCUCCAAAAUCCCAGAGAACCACAUCUCAAGGUUGCUUAUCAUGUUCUGAGAUACCUCAAGAAUGACCCUUGUUUAGGGAUACAUUUGUCAAAUAAUGCAGAUUGCUCAAUCACUACAUAUUGUGACUCAGACUGGGCAGCCUGCCCUGAUACAAGAAAGUCAGUGAGUGGUUAUGUUGUGCUCAUGGGGGACAGUCCUGUGAGCUGGAAGUCUAAGAAGCAAACGACCAUAUCUUUAUCCUCAGCCAAAGCAGAGUAUAGAGCUAUUAGGAAGGCUGUUGGAGAAUUGGUGUGGCUAGAAAGAUUACUGAUUGAGCUGAAUUUACCAUGUAAACUGCCCAUAUCUGUGUUUUGUGAUAGCCAGACAGCUAUUCACAUAUCAAAGAACCCUGUGUUUCAUGAGAGAACAAAGCAUAUAGAGGUGGACUGUCAUUUUGUUAGAGAAAAAAAAUACAAGAAUGACUCAUCACACUCCAUCACAUCUCAACAAAUAAUCAGCUAG
This is a messenger RNA of Solanum tuberosum (potato), 1185 nucleotides long. RefSeq lists its product as uncharacterized. The coding region runs from base 1 to 1185 and encodes 394 amino acids. The record is from RefSeq and is a predicted model, not a curated record. NCBI's taxonomy places the organism in Eukaryota, Viridiplantae, Streptophyta, Magnoliopsida, Solanales, Solanaceae. The transcript has a single exon.